AUGGCUCAACUUGAUGUCGACAGUUUGAUGUCUCGUCUACUAAAUGUGGGUAUGGCUGGAGGACGAUUGACCACGUCGGUAUCGGAGCAAGAACUGCAGCAGUGUUGCUUCGUUGCUAGACAAGUAUUCAUUAGUCAACCAUACAUCUAUGACAUGGUCUCCUUCGCAAUAUACAGACCUUCUCUAGUACUCGGAUUUACUACAGACGAACUACCUCUUUCUUGGAGAUUACAAUAUCGAAACUAUAUGUCUCAUAUUCUGCAAAACAACUGUUUCAGGUAUCCUGAGAGUUUCCUUAUGCUUCGUGGAAACCACGAAUGUCCGGCCAUCAAUCGUGUCUAUGGUUUCUAUGAGGAAUGUAACCGUAGAUACAAAAGCUCUCGCUUGUGGAGCUCAUUUCAGGAUACGUUCAACUGGAUGCCACUCUGCGGUCUUAUUGCCGGACGAAUCCUUUGUAUGCAUGGUGGACUGUCUCCGCAACUGACCGCCAUUGACCAACUGAGAAAUCUACCACGUCCUCAAGAUCCUCCCAAUCCGUCAAUGGGAAUCGACCUACUCUGGGCCGAUCCCGACCAAUGGGUGAAGGGAUGGCAGGCAAACACACGAGGGGUGUCCUAUGUGUUUGGUCAAGAUGUCGUCAUAGACAUGUGUCAGAAAUUGAACCUUGACCUCAUUGCUCGCGCCCAUCAGGUAGUGCAAGAUGGCUACGAGUUCUUUGCCUCAAAAAAGAUGGUGACCAUAUUUUCGGCUCCACACUACUGUGGACAGUUCGACAAUUUUGCUGCGACAAUGAAGGUGAAUGAGGACCUGGUCUGUAACUUCUCGAUGUACAAGCCAACCGCAAAAGCGGCACGUAUAGCAGCUGGCAAUGGCUAA
Angiostrongylus costaricensis is the source of this 876-nucleotide messenger RNA. Lineage: Eukaryota; Metazoa; Nematoda; Chromadorea; Rhabditida; Metastrongylidae. The record is from the annotation of a GenBank genome assembly.